AUGAACAUGUUGGUCGUAGAAGACGACAAGUUUCAAGUCACACGUGAAGGCUACAUCCAUCUGAGUGACUUAGAAUGGGAUAUAGUCGGGCGCUUGAGUGUGCUCAUGAGCAAACCUGCCACCAGUGGCACGUUGGAGUCUCUAAGCAGAGACCAGCAACAUGCUGCUAUCAACAAGUUCCUACAAGAAGAACUUGCCGUCGAAAUACAGAAGAUAGCCUUGCUACAAAAGCAAGGCUCUAAUCAGUCGAUGGGCGGCCGACGCACAUGCGUCGACCCGAACCUUGAAGAUGGACAUCUCGAGGUACAAGGGAACCGAUGA
Peronospora matthiolae is the source of this 321-nucleotide messenger RNA. NCBI's taxonomy places the organism in Eukaryota, Oomycota, Peronosporomycetes, Peronosporales, Peronosporaceae. The record is from the annotation of a GenBank genome assembly.